Pomacea canaliculata is the source of this 2736-nucleotide messenger RNA. RefSeq lists its product as uncharacterized. The transcript has 8 exons. NCBI's taxonomy places the organism in Eukaryota, Metazoa, Mollusca, Gastropoda, Architaenioglossa, Ampullariidae. The record is from RefSeq and is a predicted model, not a curated record. The coding region runs from base 16 to 1017 and encodes 333 amino acids.
UAUCAUCUUUAGGAAAUGACGAGGAUAUCGAAUGGUAUCGAAGAGAACAUUGCGCAACAGCACACCGUGUCCUUUUACCUUUCCGCUUCGAAUUCAGCUCAUGCUAACGACCGGCUGGGUGGCUGGAUGGACGCUGCGAACUCCUCCCCUCAUUUGCGAGUGAAGAAGUGGAGCGAUCGUGCCAUUAGCAGGAAGCUGCGAGUAGCGCCGGUCUGUUCUGACAUUGCUUGGCGGAGAAACUGGGUGAAGAUGGCGCCACGACUCGUGCUGUGUGUCUUCUUCGUGAGUGUAGGCAGCCUUGCCCCCGUCAGACCAAGGGGACGUCGACGCUUUGUCUUCUCAGACUCCAGUGGAUGCAUUGCGCAAUAUACUCUAAAAGCUGUUGACUGUCUGCGAGUUAAUCUGUCAUCGUGCAUGAGCUUCGACCAUUUAAAGGAAGCUGCGGACUUCCUCAUCGCCACCAGGGACUCGUCAUGUUCUCCAGUGAUGUCUCAGGAUGUGAACCAGUGCAUCACGAAGUUGCAGCAGUGCCAGCUGUUGUUGCAGCCCCUGUCCGACCCAGAGGACAUCGACCCUUGUUCUACUCAGACACCAGUGGAUGCAUGCGCAAUAUCCUCUAAAGCUGUUGACUGUCUGCGAGUUAAUCUGUCAUCGUGCAUGAGCAUCAGCCAGGUAAAGGAUCUUGUCAACACCCUCACCGCCACCAGGGACCAGUCAUGUUCUCCAGGAAAUGUGUGUCAGCAGAAAGUGUCAAUGUGCGCCUGUCAUUUGAGAAAAAUCAAUCCCGAUGUCAAGGAUAUAAACGCAGAGACUCUAUCGGUCAUGUGCGCCGCCGUCAAUGACUUCCAAGCUUGCAUCGCGGACUGCGCAAACAACCCCCAGGUCCAGCAGGGAUAUGCUGUUCAAAUGCAAACCUUCGGGAGCAUGUGUCCAAAAGGCGCGACAGUACGACUAGGAGUAUCCUCCAUGUUGACGACGCUGAUGGCGAUGGCUGUGCUGCUGUGGUUGAAGGUGUGAGCUGCCUCCGUCUUGCAUGUGUCUGAGUGAGUGCCAGAGUACCCACAGGUUUCCAUGACAGCGAGGGCCCAACGACUAAAGCUCAAGAUGAAACCCGAUGGCGUACGACGUUCAAACCUGAUGCAUGUAGCGGAAAUCUCUCCAACUUGCGAAUUUCUUUAAUAGUUGUGAAAUUUUGUUUUAUUUUUGUUGCUCACUCUGUUCCCUUUGAUGAUUUUGAAAAAAAUUUAUACAUGGAUAAUCGUUUUUUCAAUCACACUGUUUUAUAUUUUAAUGUUUCUUAGUGACACGCACCGCCUUUUGUGUACAACAUUUUUACCUACAGCAGCAGAAUAUUAUGCAAUAUUUUGAAGCAGUAUUGUUUUAAGAUUUUUCUAUUUUAUUAAAAAUCAGAAUUGUAAUCAUCCGCUAUUAUCUACACUCUAUUUAAACUGACUGUGCACUCUAUUAUCUAAGAACAAAUGUACUAAAAAAUCUGCUGUGUUUGAUUUUGAAAAGACAUACACACUUAAUGUUUUUACCCCUUGUCUCCCUUUCCUAAAAGCAUUUCCUAAUUUAGUUUUUAGAAAUUUACAAAUUUUGUCCGAGACCUGUGCCUAUCGUCAAGGUUGUCAGAGUUUCAUCUGCAGUGGACAUCUUGACCUGUGCCACACAUCAUUUAUGUCCUCAGAAGCUCUGGUGGGCUGUCAUUCAAUGUCACCAGAGGGCCUGUAGAGUUAUGGCACUGGGAUGUCAUCCCGACCAUUGCAUGUGAGACUGUGUGACGAUGCUUCCUCAGCUCCUCCACAGCUUUUGUAUGCACAUUGUGCUGUUCGUCCAGCAUCUCUAACGUCCAUAGCUCAACUGUGACAAGGGGAAUAACAAAUAGUUAAAACCUCCCGCCCCACCCCCCUUAUUCUUAGACAGAACGCAUGUUGCUGACAAGAUUUUAAUUAAUCAGGUAACAGAAAAAAGACUCAGGAUCAAGCGAUGUGAACCCAUAUCAAGAUUUUCGAGGCUUGCAAUGACGACCGUACAGAGAACAGAUCAGGUCGGUAGAAGACGAGGCAGGCCAUGAAAGAAACGAACAGACGACAUCAACAGUGGAAGUGACUGACGCUCGGUACACUCCAGAGAAAUGUAGAGAACAGAGAAACCUGCUGACUGUAUGGCAGGUGUCUUCUAGCGGACAAGAAGGAAAUGUUGUUGAUGAUUUCGUGAAUGAAAAUAAUGACGAUGAGGAGGUGAAUAAUUGAUGGUGAGCUCCACGUGCGACCUGUCUGACCUCAGAAGCACGUGGUCAAAAGCUGCGACACAUUCCACGCCAAACUGUCUCAGGGCAACUGUCGCUGUCACCAAUCGGCGCUCCGCCUGUUACCUGUCAUUACCUGUCAGCUCCGCCUGUUACUUGUCAGCUCCACCUGUUACCUGUCAUUACCUGUCAGCUACGCCUGUUACCUGUCAGCUCCGCCUGUUACUUGUCAGCUCCACCUGUUACCUGUCAUUACCUAUCAGCUCCGCCUGUUACCUGUCAGCUCCGCCAGUCCCCAGUGUGUUUGCUCAUAAACUGCAUCUCAGUGAUUUUGUCUUUUUGAUCAGAGGCAGCGCGAAGUCGUUGAACUUUAAGAACUUUGUUAUCACAUUUUGUAUCAUUUACUAUCAACUGUUGUUAAUUUUAUUAUCAAUUUUUAUAUAGCCUUAAUUCAAAUUGAUUUUUUAAUAAAUAUUAUGCUUAAACUG